Molecule: messenger RNA, 4479 nt
Organism: Cariama cristata (Red-legged seriema)
Lineage: Eukaryota; Metazoa; Chordata; Aves; Cariamiformes; Cariamidae
Product: ubiquitin carboxyl-terminal hydrolase 24
Exons: 36
Biological process (GO): protein deubiquitination
Cellular component (GO): cytosol; nucleus
Molecular function (GO): cysteine-type deubiquitinase activity; protein binding; cysteine-type endopeptidase activity
Source: RefSeq, a predicted model, not a curated record
AGCAUUAUUCAAGAUUUAAAGAAAAACUUUGAAAUAGUGAAGUUGGUGACGGGAAGCUUAAUAUCUUGCCACCGUUUGGCUGCAUCUGUGGCAGGUCCAGGAGGGCUUGUUGGAGCAACAUUAGUGGAUGGCCGAUACACUUACCGGGAGUAUUUGGAGGCACAUCUAAAAUUUUUGGCAUUUUUUCUGCAAGAAGCCACCCUUUAUUUGGGCUGGAAUCGUGCCAGGGAGAUCUGGGAAUGCCUUGUAACUGGCCAGGAUGUUUGUGAGUUAGAUCGAGAGAUGUGCUUUGAGUGGUUUACAAAAGGACAGCAUGAUCUAGAGAGUGAUGUACAGCAACAGCUCUUCAAAGAGAAGAUUCUUAAACUGGAGUCAUAUGAAAUUACUAUGAAUGGUUUUAGUUUAUUUAAGACUUUCUUUGAAAAUGUGAACCUGUGUGACCAUCGACUAAAGAGGCAAGGAACUCAAUUGAGUGUAGAAAAACUGGAAUUAAUAGGAAUGGAUUUCAUUUGGAAGAUUGCAAUGGAGUCACCUGAUGAAGAAAUUGCCAAUGAAGCUAUUCAAUUGAUAAUAAAUUAUAGCUAUAUUAAUCUAACUCCUAGAUUGAAAAAGGAUUCAGUAUCACUACACAAGAAAUUCAUUGCUGAUUGCUACACACGAUUAGAGGCAGCCAGCUCUGCACUUGGUGGUCCAACGUUAACACAUGCUGUUACAAGAGCUACAAAAAUGCUUACAGCAACUGCUAUGCCUACAGUAGCAACAUCAGUUCAGUCUCCUUACAGGUCAACUAAACUUGUAAUAAUUGAGAGACUGCUGCUGUUGGCAGAGCGUUACGUGAUAACAAUAGAGGACCUUUAUUCUGUUCCCCGAACUAUUCUACCUCACGGUGCUUCUUUCCAUGGACAUCUUUUAACACUUAAUGUUACGUACGAGUCUACCAAAGAUACCUUCACCAUAGAGGCUCAUAGCAAUGAAACUGUAGGGAGCAUCAGGUGGAAGAUAGCAAAGAUGUUGAAUUCGCCUGUGGAUAAUAUACAGAUAUUUGCCAAUGACAGCCUGCUAACCGUAAACAAAGAUCAGAAGCUACUCCACCAACUGGGCUUCUCUGAUGAACAAGUCCUUACCGUAAAAACAUCAGGAAGUGGGACUCCAUCGGGGAGCUCUGCAGAUUCCUCAACCGGUUCCAGCAACAGUGGCAAUGUAUUUAGUUCAUCCUAUGCAAUGGAACAGGAGAAAUCCCUUCCUGGAGUAGUCAUGGCUCUCGUGUGUAAUGUGUUUGAUAUGCUUUACCAGCUUGCCAAUCUAGAGGAGCCAAGGAUAACACUGCGAGUAAGGAAACUUCUGCUCUUGAUUCCCACCGACCCAGCUAUUCAGGAGGCUCUUGAUCAGCUUGAUUCCCUGGGCAGGAAGAAAACACUGCUAUCAGAAUCAAGUUCUCAGUCUUCAAAAUCACCAUCCUUGUCUUCAAAACACCAACAUCAGCCCAGUGCUAGUUCAAUACUAGAGAGUCUUUUCAGAUCUUUUGCUCCAGGCAUGUCAACCUUCAGAGUGCUCUACAAUUUAGAGGUACUGAGCUCCAAGCUGAUGCCAACCGCAGAUGAUGAAAUGGCCAGAAACUGUGCCAAGUCUUUCUGUGAAAACUUCCUCAGAGCAGGAGGUUUGAGUUUGGUGGUGAAUGUGAUGCAGAGAGAUUCCAUCCCAUCAGAAGUAGACUAUGAAACAAGGCAGGGAGUCUAUUCCAUUUGCCUGCAACUUGCAAGGUUCUUGCUUGUUGGCCAGACAAUGCCUACCUUACUGGAUGAGGAUUUCAUUAAAGAUGGGGUAGAAGCAUUGUCCUCACGCCCCUUCCGUAAUGUCAGCCGACAAGCAAGUAGGCAGAUGUCCAUUUGUGGAACACCUGAGAAGUCAUCCUACCGACAGCUCUCUGUGUCUGAUAGAUCCUCCAUUAGGGUAGAAGAAAUCAUACCAGCAGCAAGAGUUGCCAUACAAACUAUGGAGGUGAAUGAUUUCACUUCCACGGUGGCUUGCUUCAUGCGACUCUCUUGGGCUGCUGCUGCAGGACGACUGGACCUCGUGGGAAGCAGUCAGCCGAUAAAAGAGAGCAACACUUUAUUUCCUGCUGGGAUUCGAAACAGACUUAGCAGCUCAGGAAGUAAUUGCAGUUCAGGAAGCGAAGGAGAGCCAACUGCGCUGCACGCUGGUAUCUGUGUGAGACAGCAGUCUGUAUCUACCAAAGAUGCUCUGAUUGCUGGAGAAGCCUUGUCUCUCUUAGUAACCUGCCUUCAGCUACGCAGUCAGCAACUAGGAUCUUUUUACAAUUUGCCUUGUGUUGCUGAUUUCAUCAUUGACAUACUGCUUGGAUCACCAAGUGCUGAGAUUCGUCGUGUUGCCUGUGACCAGUUGUACACCCUUAGUCAGACAGACACAUCAGCUCACCCAGACGUACAAAAGCCAAACCAGUUUCUCCUGAGUGUUGUUCUUGGUGCUCAGCUGCCCCUUUGGUCACCAACCAGCAUCAUGAGAGGAAUCAACCAGAGACUUUUGUCCCAGUGUACAGAAUAUUUUGACCUGAGAUGUCAGUUACUGGAUGACCUCACGUCAUCAGAAAUGGAACAGCUAAAGAUAAGCCCAGCUGCCAUGUUAGAAGAUGAGAUCACCUGGCUAGACAAUUUUGAACCCAACCGCACAGCUGAGUGUGAGACCAGUGAAGCUGAUAACAUCCUGUUAGCAGGACACUUGAGGCUCAUCAAGACUCUCCUUUCACUUUGUGGGGCAGAGAAGGAAAUGGUUGGUUCAUCUUUGAUUAAGCCGUUGUUGGAUGAUUUUCUCUUCAGAGCAUCCAGGAUUAUUCUGAAUAGCCAUUCUCCAGCAGGCAGUGCUGCAAUCAGUCAACAAGAUUUUCAUCCAAAGUGCAGUACAGCAGAUAGUCGAUUAGCUGCGUAUGAAGUGUUAGUAAUGCUGGCUGACAGCUCACCUUCCAAUCUCCAGCUUAUUACAAAAGAGCUGCUUUCUAUGCAUCACCAGUGUGACCCUGCACUUACCAAGGAGUUUGAUUAUCUUCCACCAGUGGAUAGUCGCUCUGUUUCAGGAUUUGUGGGACUGAAGAAUGGUGGUGCUACUUGUUACAUGAACGCCGUCUUCCAGCAGCUAUAUAUGCAGCCUGGUCUCCCAGAGGCCUUGCUUUCCAUUGAUGAUGAUACAGACAAUCCAGAUGACAAUGUGUUCUAUCAGGUUCAAUCUCUUUUUGGUCAUUUGAUGGAAAGCAAGCUACAGUAUUAUGUACCUGAGAAUUUUUGGAAGAUUUUCAAGAUGUGGAAUAAGGAACUUUAUGUUAGAGAGCAACAGGAUGCUUAUGAGUUCUUCACCAGUCUUAUAGAUCAAAUGGAUGAGUACCUCAAGAAAAUAGGAAGAGACCAAAUAUUUAAGAAUACUUUUCAAGGAAUCUUCUCUGAUCAGAAGAUCUGCAAGGACUGUCCUCACAGGUAUGAGCGCGAGGAAGCCUUCAUGGCUCUCAACCUAGGUGUGACUUCAUGUCAAAGUCUGGAAAUAUCAUUGGAUCAGUUUGUUAGAGGAGAAGUUCUGGAAGGAAGCAAUGCGUACUACUGUGAAAAGUGCAAAGAAAAGAGAACUACAGUGAAGCGCACAUGCAUUAAAGUCUUACCUAGCCUGUUGGUGAUUCACCUGAUGAGAUUUGGCUUUGAUUGGGAGAGCGGACGUUCUAUUAAAUAUGAUGAGCAAAUAAGGUUUCCCUGGAUGCUGAACAUGGAACCUUACACUGUGUCAGGGAUGGCUCGCCAGGACUCCUCCUUGGAAGUGGGGGACAACGGUAGAAACACAGAUCAAGGAGGCGGAGGCUCCCCGAGGAAGAAAGUUGCCCCUACAGAAAACUAUGAGCUUGUUGGUGUGAUUGUUCACAGUGGCCAAGCACAUGCAGGGCACUACUACUCCUUUAUAAAGGACAGGAGGGGAUGUGGAAAAGGGAAGUGGUAUAAAUUUAAUGACACCAUUGUUGAAGAAUUUGAUUUAACUGAUGAAACCUUGGAAUAUGAAUGUUUUGGUGGAGAGUAUAGACCUAAAGUCUACGAUCAAUCUAACCCUUACCCUGAUGUGCGUCGGCGCUACUGGAAUGCCUAUAUGCUGUUUUACCAGAGGGUGUCUGAUCAGAACUCUCCGGUCUUACCAAAGAAAAGUCGAGUGAGUGUUGUGCGUCAAGAAGCUGAGGACCUCUCGUUAUCUGCUCCAUCUUCACCAGAAAUUUCACCCCAGUCAUCACCUCGACCCCAUAGGCCCAACAGCGACCGCCUCUCCAUCUUGACUAAGCUGGUUCGAAAAGGAGAAAAAAAGGGACUUUUUGUGGAGAAAAUGCCUGUGCGGAUAUAUCAGAUGGUGAGAGAUGAAAACUUGAAAUUUAUGAAGAACAGAGAUGUAUACAGUAGUGACUACUUCAGUUUUGUUCUGUCACUAGCUUCACUGAAUGCU